AUGUUCGGCGCACUACGAAGAUGUCCAGCGACACUCGCUCGGAGUGUCUCGACAGCCGCCAUAUCUUCCAGCGCUCUUCGCGUGUCCUCAUUCAGAGCAACGAGCGCACUCCGGAUACCGUCCUCCCGGAUCGUGAAUGCCACCACUGCGGGCUUCCACCACAGCACCAAGUGGCAACAGAUUGCAGCUCAGCAAGCAGAGACGGAACAAGAGGGGCCCAUCACAGAGUUCGAUGAACUGGCGAAGCGUGGCCUUGUGCACCCAAACCUCAUCAACACCAUCACGAGGCAGAUGAGGCUCACCACUAUGACCGAUGUGCAGACCAGGACCAUCAACGAGGCUCUGUACGGCACGGAUAUCAGCAUCGCACAAGCCAAGACCGGUACCGGUAAAACCCUUGGUUUCCUCAUUCCCGUUAUCCAGCGAAUCAUCUCCAACGACCCCAAGCUCGGCGAGACAGUCCGCGGCUACAAGAAGGCCAGGUCUGACGAUAUCAGGGCCAUUGUCAUUUCGCCCACACGAGAAUUGGCGGAACAAAUCGCCGUCGAGGCCAAGAAGGUCACCACCGGAACUGGCGUCAUUGUGCAGACAGCUGUUGGUGGUACUCAGAAGCGGGCUAUGCUUCAGAAGACGCAGCGUGAGGGUUGUCAUCUGCUCAUCGGUACCCCAGGACGACUGAAUGAUAUUCUGUCGGACCCCUACUCCGGCAUCAAGGCACCGAACCUCAAUGCCUUUGUCAUGGACGAGGCCGAUCGCCUGCUCGACGAAGGUUUCACCCGGGAGAUUGAUGAGAUCAGGACGCACCUGCCAGACCCAGAACAAGUCCCACGCCAGAACAUGAUGUUCUCCGCCACAGUGCCACGCGAUGUCGUUGAACUCGUGCGCAAGACGCUCCGUCCCGGAUUCCACUUUGCCAAGUGCGUCGACGAGAACGAAGAGCCAACACAUCAGCGUGUCCCCCAGAAGUUUGUUAGCGUUGCCGGUUUCGAGAACAUCAUCCCCACUCUCUAUGAACUCACUCUGCGCGAGCACCAGGCUGCCCAAUCAGGCCAGGCCCGCCCCUUUAAGGCCAUCAUGUACUUCAACAGCACAGCCGAAGUCGCACUCGCCGCCUCCGUCUUCUACAAGCUCAGCGGCGGCUUCAAGCGCAAUACCCCGCUUCAAGGACUCCGUGCUUUCGAAAUUCACGCCAAGCUCUCACAACAGCAGCGCACUCGUGCUGCAGAUGACUUCCGCAGCACAACAAGCGGUGUUCUGUUCUCCUCCGACGUUACAGCACGUGGAAUGGAUUUCCCAAAUGUUACUCACGUGAUCCAAGUUGGUCUUCCACGCGACCGCGACACUUACAUCCAUCGUAUUGGACGUACCGGUCGUGCAGGUAAGGAAGGCGAGGGCUGGAUCUUACUUACACCCUUUGAGAUGCAGGAACACACUCGUCGUCUAAGGAACCUGCCCAUCACCGAAUCCAAGGAACUGCAGUGUGCAUCUAUCGACAUGUCGCAGCCCGCCGAGGUGCCCGAGCAUGUUGGUGAAAUCCUCACUUCCUGCGUAGAGGCACAUAAGAAGGUCUACCCUGAUCAGCUCGACGCGGCUUUCCGCGGUAUCUUCGGCUCGUUCCAGUGGUACGGCGAUAAGCACGGCCUUGUUGCUGGCGCCAAUCGUUUGGCUGAGUUUGGUUGGGGUAUGCCCACACCACCUCCUGUCCCAUCGUCCGUCUUCAGUGGAGGCCGAGGCCGUGGCCGUGGCGGAUCUGGCGGUGGCCGAGGUGGCUUCGGUGGUGGUGACAGGCGAGGAGGUGGUGGAGGAUUUGGCGGCGACCGAGGCGGCUUCGGCGGCGACAGGAGAGGUGGUGGAGGCUUUGGUGGUGACCGAGGCGGCUUUGGUGGUGACAGGCGAGGAGGAGGCGGUGGUGGCAUCGGCGGCGACAGGAGAGGAGGUGGUGGAGGGUUUGGCGGUGACCGAGGCGACUUCGGCGGCGAAAGGAGAGGAGGUGGCGGAGGCUUUGGUGGUGACCGUCGAGGAGGAGGCGGCGGUGGGUUUGGCGGCGGCGACAGGCCACCACGAUACUAA
Molecule: messenger RNA, 2070 nt
Organism: Parastagonospora nodorum SN15
Lineage: Eukaryota; Fungi; Ascomycota; Dothideomycetes; Pleosporales; Phaeosphaeriaceae
Exons: 2
Coding region: 1-2070 (689 amino acids)
Cellular component (GO): mitochondrion
Molecular function (GO): nucleic acid binding; ATP binding
Source: RefSeq, a predicted model, not a curated record